Molecule: messenger RNA, 5280 nt
Organism: Aedes albopictus (Asian tiger mosquito)
Lineage: Eukaryota; Metazoa; Arthropoda; Insecta; Diptera; Culicidae
Exons: 2
Coding region: 1-5280 (1759 amino acids)
Biological process (GO): DNA integration
Molecular function (GO): nucleic acid binding
Source: RefSeq, a predicted model, not a curated record
AUGGCCGAUCUUCGCGCCCUUGCUAAGAGUGAGCGACGUGUGCUGAAUACGCUGGAAGGUCUGGAGAAUUUCGCACGGAGGUACGAUCCCACCCAGGACGAACCACAAAUUGCAGUGCGCCUGGAAUCCCUGGAGGCAAUCUGCAAGGAAUUUUACGCGAUUCGAGAACGGAUUGAGCUGCUGACGGACGAAACCGCUGAGGAUGAAGAUGACAAGGAUUUCCGAGCGCGCGAAAAGGCCAACAUGUCGGCACUUACCGAGUUCGAGGAGCGGUAUUUCCGACUGAAGGCCAGUCUCACAUCGAAGCGAGCUCCCCUACCACCAACCGCGACGACAUCCGGGAUUGGUCAACCUGGUGACCGGUCAGAAUCCUCUUUUUCGAAGGUGAAGCUGCCAGAGAUUCGCCUUCCGUCGUUCGGUGGGAGGAUUAAGGAGUGGGUUCCGUUUCGGGACAGCUUCUGUAGCCUGAUCCAUGAAAACAAGCAGCUCAACGACAUGGACAGGUUCAGCUAUUUAAAGUCGGCUCUUUCCGGAGAAGCGUUGCAGGAGAUCGAGUCCGUGGAGCUUUCAGCUGCAAACUACAGCGUGGCUUGGAAGGCGCUAGAAUCUCGCUACGAGAAUAAGAAGCUCAUAGUGAAGGCCCACCUCGAUGCUCUUUUCGCCGUGGAAGGCAUGAAACGCGAGAGUUAUGACGGCUUGAGCAACCUCAUCAGCGGGUUCGAGAAAAACCUCCAGAUGCUGCAGAAGAUUGGAGAAGACACCGCUGCGUGGAGUACAGUUCUGGCGUACAUGGUGUAUUCCCGGCUGGAUCCUGCCACGCUACGGCAGUGGGAAACGCACCAUAAUUCUAAAGAUGUGCCAUCGUACCAGAACAUGCUCGCUUUCCUACGCAGCCAUUGUGCCGUACUGCAAUCCGUCGCACCCGUAAGUUCGAAGCCGAGCAGUUCCGAUUAUCGCUCAUCGAAGCCAUCCGUGUGCCAUACCACCGUGAAACCAUCGAGGAAGUUCCCAUUUUGUGGAGAUUCGUGGCAUCCCGCCUUCGUCUGUGGAAAGUUUCAGCAGUUGCAAGUUGCGGAGCGGCUAGAAGUUGUUUCCAAGGCAAAGCUGUGCCGAAACUGUCUCAGCCUUGGCCAUUGGGCCCGAUACUGCGACAAGGGAACCUGUCGUCACUGCCAGCAGAAGCACCACACUCUUUUGCAUGGCGCACCAAUCAGAUCCUCCGUUCCACAAUCGCAGUCAAAUCCUCCGACACAAACCAGACAACAGCCACAAUCUUCGCAACCAAGACCGAACCCGAGACCACAGACAUCAAACGCUACACCCAGCAACUCUCAACGACCGAGCACUCAGUCACCAGCCACCAACACUGCCACAUCCACCACUCAAACACACAUUGCACUCCCAGUUACUCCCACACACAACAUUCUGCUCUCCACCGCCCUUGUCAGGGUUCAGGAUCGUCACGGCAAUACCAUGCUAGCACGAGCCCUGCUGGAUUCGUGUUCGCAGCACUGCCUGAUGACGAAAGAGUUCUCCAGCAGAAUGAAUUUCUACGCGUCACCAUCACUCCUCUCCGUUCAAGGAAUCGGUUCGUCGAUCAGCAUGUCGACGAAACUCGUCAGCGCUGUAGUUCGGCCAAGGUUGGAGGACAUGUCAGCAUUCUCGCAAGAGAUGCAUUUCAACGUUCUCCCGCGGCUGACUGUUUCGCUACCGACAGCCAGUGUUAGCAUCAGCGGAUGGAACCUUCCCGAAGCAGCCUUUCUCGCCGAUCCGCGUUUCCACGAACCAGGACCGGUAGAUAUCAUAAUCGGAGCAGAGUAUUACAUGGACCUGCUUCGAAGCGAGCGACACAAGGCGACCGAAGACGGUCCUACACUACAGAACACUGAGUUUGGCUGGAUCGUGUCCGGCAAGAUACCCGAUCACCCUGUUGGUGGAUCGCCAUCCUUGACAUUCAUCUGCUCGACGAACGAUCUUCAAGAACAGCUCACGAAGUUCUGGGACCUAGAGACCUGUCGAAGUCACAGCACACAGUCACUGGAAGAGUCGGCUUGUGAGGCGUAUUUCAACCGUACAACCAUACGAGACGAGACUGGCAGAUUCAUUGUGACCCUGCCGAAGAAGGAGAGUGUGAUCAGUCGGCUAGGUUAUUCCGAGACAACAGCGAUCAAGCGACUGAUGGGAAUGGAGAGACGUUUCGCUACUAAUCCCGAGCUGAAAGCGACGUACGCUGAGUUCAUUCGGGAAUACCUCGAGCUAGGGCACAUGAAGGAAGUGGAAGAGGAAGCAGGAGAAGGAGUCAGGAGGUACUUUCUGCCGCACCACGCAGUUCUGAAGCCGGACAGCACGACCACGAAGCUGCGAGUGGUUUUUGAUGCUUCGUGCCAGACGUCGACCGGCGUUUCCUUAAACGAUGCUCUGAUGGUUGGUCCCGUCGUACAGGACGACCUGUCCAGCAUCUGUCUGCGGUUCCGAACACACCGGAUAGCCAGUAUCAAGUGGCGGUACGAUCCAUCUGAACCUCUUCGUUCGUACGAGUUAAUCACCGUGACGUACGGCACCUCGUCCGCUCCGUACCUGGCUACGAAAUGCCUACAGCGGCUAGCGGAAGACGGAAAAUCGUCGCACCCCGUCGCGUCCAAGGUCAUCGAGAAGGACUUCUACGUGGACGACAUGCUCACAGGAGUUGACACAGUUGACGAAGGUCGGCAGCUGGUGAAGGAAGUCAUCGAGCUGUCAGAUUCAGCGGGUUUCACGUUGCGGAAAUGGAACUCCAACAGCGCGGAGCUUCUCGAAGUCGUCCCGGAAAACUUGCGAGAUGAACGUUCCAUCCUCGCGCUAGAUUCCGCCGAAACAGCGAUAAAAACCCUCGGUUUAGCGUGGGAACCAGCUGCAGACGUCUUCCGUUUUACCUUCCCUUCGUUCAACUGGACAGCGAUGAUUACGAAACGCAUUGUAGUCUCCGAUGUCUCGCGCCUCUUCGAUCCGCUAGGUCUGGUCGGACCUGUCAUCAUCCAGGCCAAGAUUUUUAUCCAGGAGCUGUGGCUGCAGAGUUGCGGCUGGGAUGACCCUCUGAGUCCCGAGUUGCAAGAGCAAUGGCAGCAGUACAGACGCAAUCUAGCUGGACUAGAAAACCUAACUGUUCCCCGCUGGGUAGGAACCGGCGGUCACACUACUGCCGUCGAGCUACAUGGCUUCUGUGAUGCGUCGAACAAGGCAUACGGUGCCUGUUUCUACGUGCGAACAAUCUCCGAAACGGGGGAGGUGUGUGUGAGGUUGCUGACGGCGAAAUCACGAGUCGCCCCACUCGACAAUUUGAAAAAGGGGAACAAGCGUCUCUCUACCCCACGGUUAGAGUUGUCGUCUGCGUUGCUGCUAGCCCACCUCUUCGAAAAGGUCGUGAGCAGCCUUGGAAUACGUGCAAGGUGCUUCUUCUGGACGGACUCUACCAUCGUCAAGUGUUGGCUAUCGUCAUCGCCGUCAAGAUGGAAGCAGUUCGUUGCAAACAGGGUUUCGGAGAUUCAGCAUAUCACGAAGGACGGCGUCUGGAAUCACGUUGCUGGACUGCAGAAUCCAGCGGAUAUUAUUUCCCGCGGGAUGAACCCCGUACAGCUGCAAUACGAAUCGCUCUGGUUCAGUGGGCCGUAUUGGCUGAGUUCGGACGAGUGCAACUGGCCAUCAGCCCCACCGGUCAGCGAAGACGAUUUCGAUCCUGUGGAUCUCGAAGUCAAGAGUGUCUCUGCAGCACUUCCAGUCAUCCAACCAAGCGAUAUCUUCAGCCUCCGAUCAUCGUUCAGCGACCUCCAGCGCCUCACUGCCUGGAUAUCACGAUUCCGCUACAAUUCGCAAACGGCCAACCGAAGUACGCGACGCCAAGCAUCCCUCACGAAACUAGAACUCGAAGAAGCGACGAAGGUGUUGGUUCGCCUCUGCCAGCAAGAAAGCUUUCCGCAGGAGUUGGCAGACCUGACGAGCGGCAGAGAAGUUAGAGAAUCGUCGAAGAUCCUAGCUCUAAACCCGCAACUCGAAGACGGAAUACUGUGCGUCGGCGGCCGGCUUCGUCACGCGUCAAUCACGAACCGCCGCAAGCAUCCGUACAUCCUCGAUCAUCGACAUCCGUUCGCUUACAUCGUCGUCGCGCACUACCAUCGAAAGUUGCUGCAUGGCGGACAACAACUGAUCAUUUCGACCGUCCGAGAACGUUUCUGGCCGACAAGCGUCCGGAAUCUCGUGCGGAAAGUGCUUCACGAGUGCGUGCCCUGCUUUCGAGUCAGGCCCAAGAUCCAGGAUCAGCUCAUGGCUGACCUUCCACCGGAAAGAGUCACUCCUUGUCCACCGUUUCAGCGCGUAGGAGUCGAUUACUGCGGCCCGUUUCAGGUCGCUUACCCACACCGACGUACUCGGCCAGUGAAGAUCUUCGUCGCCGUUUACAUCUGCCUAGUUACCAAGGCUGUACAUCUGGAGCUAGCGGCAGAUUUAUCCGCUCAAGGAUUCAUUGCGACCUUGAAGCGCUUCUCCUCCCGGCGUGGCAUGCCGGAGCUAAUCAUGUGCGACAAUGGCAGAAACUUCGUUGGAGCGAGGCGUCAACUAGACGAGCUUCGUCGGCUGUUCAUCAACCAGCAAUUCCAGUCGGACGUAGUCAGGCAAACGAACGAGGAGCAGAUGGAAUUCCGCUUCAUCCCAGCGCGGUCGCCAAACUUCGGCGGACUGUGGGAGUCAGCAGUCAAAUCGUUUAAGCUGCUGUUCAAACGGACGAUCGGCACGCGCACGCUCCUGUACGACGAGUUUGCAACGAUUUUGACCCAGGCGGAAGCAGUACUGAAUUCGAGACCGCUGACGCCGCUCAGUAAUGACCCGGACGAUUUCGAAGCGUUAACUCCCGGGCAUUUCCUGAUCCAGCGUCCCCUCACGGCCAUUCCGGAACCAGAUCUGGAUGAUAUUCCUGAGAAUCGGCUGUCAGCCUUCCAAAAGGCUCAACGGUACACACAGCAGUUGUGGAAAAACUGGUCCAAGCUUUACCUGUCGGACCUCCACAAUCGGACAAAAUGGACUGUACGUCGGAACAACGUUGUAGUAGGGACCAUGGUGGUCCUGAAGGAUGAAGAACGACCGCCUCUGAAAUGGCAGCUCGGCCGGGUGACAGAGGUUCACGCUGGCGAAGACGGGAAUGUGCGGGUCGUAACAGUCAAGACCAAGGACGGCAGCUACCGCAGAGCAGUGUCUAAAAUCUGCGUUCUGCCCAUCCGUGACAAUUUUGCAUCGUCGAACGGGGAGAAUUAA